Candoia aspera is the source of this 3037-nucleotide messenger RNA. It is a transcript of the gene CIZ1, whose product is annotated as CDKN1A interacting zinc finger protein 1. Lineage: Eukaryota; Metazoa; Chordata; Lepidosauria; Squamata; Candoiidae. Gene Ontology annotation, molecular function: nucleic acid binding; zinc ion binding. The coding region runs from base 1 to 2940 and encodes 979 amino acids. Gene Ontology annotation, cellular component: nucleus. The transcript is spliced from 17 exons. The record is from RefSeq and is a predicted model, not a curated record.
AUGCGCAUCGGCGGCGGGGGGUCCCGCGCCCCUCGCGGAGAAGCCGCGCCGGCUGCUGCGCCCUUGCCGGUCCGCCCCUCCGAGGUCCCCGAGCCGCCUGCCCGGCCGCGCUCCCCGCUGGCCUCCGGCGCUCUGCGGCAGCCGACGAGCGCGCCACGACCGACCGCCGGCUGGCAGCUCCGCCGCUCGCUACCUGGGUCCUCGCCGGGCUGGGAGCGCGCGUUCCCGCGGCGGCCGCUAGCGGGCAGGCGGGAGCCGGACCCGGAGAGCAUCAUGGGCGUUGUAGUUCUGGCUGCCCCCCUCCGAGCCGGGCGCGCCGGUCCCCGAAGCAUUCCCCGCGCGACCACCCGGUUCGGCUUCGCCCCUGCGGCGGCGAGGCGAGGGAGGAUUCGCACGGGGGUCUCCGGGGGUAGAAGGAAGCGAGCUGGCAAGCACGGAGUGAUGGCGUCUCAGUUCUCAAGGCAGGGCGGCCGAUCGACGCUGCUGUGGCCGCCAGGAGAGCCCCGCGGAGCGGUGCGCGGGCGGGCGGCACCGCGGAGGGCUUCGGCCGGGCCCUUCCCCGCCGCGCGGCAGCACCGGACGGUCUCGGACGCCGGCCGGUUUCGCGGGGGCCGGCCAGCCGCCCCCUCCGCCCGGCGCCGGGGCUCGGAGCGGGCUCCCCGGCCGCUCCCCGGCGGCCCCAAGGGCGGCCCCUCGCGGCGGCAACGGCCCGGGCGCUCCUGCGGGCGGGGCCGCGCCGCGCCGCGCCCCUCCGCCCCCGCCCCCGCCCCCAGGCGCGCUCCCGAGCCCGGAAGAGCCGGAGCUGCCGCCGCCGCCGCCGCCGCCCGCCGAGGCCGGCGCUGCUGCCGGUCCGCCUCCCGGGGCUGCGCGGCGCCUUCCGCCCCGCGGCGCGCAGCCAUGUUCGGCCAGCAGCACCUGCUCCGCCUGCAGCAGCUCCUCCAGCCGCCGCCGCCGCCGCCGCCCAGCCGAGCGGUGACGCUGUCUCAGCAGCAGAUGCUCACCCUGCAGGCAGCCAGUCCCGCAUCGCUCCUCAACGCCAACCCCGUGCUCCAGCGAGCCCUGCUCAUCCAGCAAAUGCAAGGUAACCUAAGAGGCUUCAAUGUGGCCGCCGCACCUGUGCUGCAGCAGUUCUUCCCCCAGGCCACGAGGCAUUCUCUGCUGGGCCCCCCGCCGGUGGGGGUCUCCCUCAAGCCCCCCCACCUGGCUUUCUCGGCCCUCCCAUUUCCUCGCCAGAAUCGGGCCUUCCGUAAGGACUUUCCGAGGAUCGCGGAGAGGAAGCGAGAGGCAGACGGCGCGUCAUCAUCCGCUCAAGGGCAAGGCGAGGAGGGGGCUGCACUGGUGGGAAAGCGGCCUGGCUCUCCGCCGUCAGAGACCCCCCUAGAAUCCCCUCGGAAUGGUGAGCCAGCAGCCAAGCAGCUCCGAAGUGAAGCAGAAAUCUCCAACUCUGGAGGUACAACAGACCUUCCCGACGCAGAAGAGGCUGGCGCCGAAUCUCAGCUGGAGGAUGCCGACCCUGGGGAGGGGGACGUCGCCCCAGAUGCUUUGGAGGAGAACUUUGAAGAGGAGGUGAAGACAUCAGAGGUCGUGAGCAAUGCCGGUGCGUUGAAGGUGACGAUCCAGCAGAGCAGCGAGAGCCGGGCGAUCAGCACCACCACGGCCCGCAAGCCGGGCCCGUCCCACCCCGUCCUGCCCGCCGGCCCCGGGGCCGCCUUGAACUUCUACUGCUACAUCUGCAGAAUGAACUGCUGUAACCAACAGAAUUUCCAGACUCACAUGGCCGGGGUGCAACACCAGCAGCGGCUUCAGGAAAUCCAGCGGAUGAGCAAUGUCUGCCUUGUCUCCCUGCUGCCUAUGGCAAAGGAGCCGACACUGCCUGCAGAGAGAGACGGGGAGAACCAGCAACGCUGGUGUAACACCUGCCAGCUGAACUUCAGAGGGGACCUGAUCAGGCACCGUCGGACUCAAGAACACAAGCUGGCCAAACGUUUCCUCCGCCCCUUUUGCACCGUCUGCAGCCGUUACUUCAAAACUCCCCGCAAGUUUGUGGAGCACAUGAAGUCUCUGGAGCAUAAGCAGAAGGCCAAAGAGGCGAGGCUGGCCGAGAAAGAGCUGGGCGGACCCGAAGACUCGGAGGAGCUGAUCACGGUAGACGCCGUGGGAUGCUUCGAAGAGCAGGACGAGGAAGAGGAGGAGGAAGAGGAGGAAGCUGGGGAGGCGGACCAGCUGGACUCGGCGGAGGCUCUGAAUCCGCAGGUUGGGCAGAGAGAAGCAUCUGUGGAAGACCCAGGAGGAAACGCUGAGUAUUGUCCAGACACUGUCUAUGGCCUGGAUUUCCUGGUCCCGGUGGCAGGUUUCCUCUGCCGGCUGUGCCACAAAUUCUACUCGAGCGACUCGGCCACGCGGCUCGCCCACUGCAAGUCCCUGAUGCAUUUCGAGAACCUGCAGAGAUACAGGGCCUCCCAGCUCCAGGCCACGGCUGUGCACGCAGAGGCCCCCCCGCAGCCCCCGCAGGGGGUGACCGACCGACAAGCUCCCCCCUCAGCUAAGAUGCAGGAUGCAGAAGAGGCAGUCACUGGACACAGGAGAAUUACAACCUUGGGGGCCCCCCCCGGGGCCACCCGGAGAUGCCCGGGAGACUUUGAAACGGAGGAUAUCUGCGGGGCUCCUGCCAUUGAUGAGAAAUGCAGCCCGUCGCCGGUGAGCGACGACUCCUUGGGGCAAGACCCUGGCGUGCCAGGGGAGGGGGCCGGACUGUGCACCCCAGGAGAGCGGCCUAGUCCGGAAACUCAGCAAAAGGCGGCCGUAGAUUCUGCGUCAGCUGACCAAGGGGACGCCGCGCCACGCCAAGGCGCAGGCAGCUGGGACAGGGAGCCUCCCACGCUGGCUGAUGGGGAGGCGGUCUCUGCCUGUCGGCGGUCAAGCUGGCGCCGGGCGAGAUGAGAGUUACGGCAAAAGAGGGAUUCCUCGCCUGUAGAUUUUCCUGAGCACUCCCUCCCUCCACCUUCGACUUUUAGAGAUAAAGAGAUGUUCUAGUUUU